AUGGCAAAAGUAACAUCUAAGUUAGUACUAGUCUUGUUUCUACUGGCAGUGAUAGUGGUGGCCGGAGUUAAAGGGCAAGGUAGUGGAACAGGGUGGCAAGGAAGUGGAACAGGGUGGCAGCAAGGUGGUAGUGGAACAGGGUGGCAGCAAGGUGGUGAUCAUCCAAGGGAGCAUGAAGGAAAAGGCGAAGGAAGGUUUCCGCCGGAGGGUGGAUAUGGUGGAGGUGGUCAAGGAGGGUGGCAAGGUGGUGAUCAUCCAAGAGAACAUGAAGGGAAAGGGGAAGGAAGGUUUCCACCGGAGGGUGGAAGAGGCCGCGGUGGUGGUGGUGGAAGGACGGACUAUCCACCGGAGGGAGGACGUGGAACCGGUGAGCCUGGUGGUAGAGGGAGGGUGCCGAGGGAUACAAGGAGGUAUAUAUUGUCGGAUAUGAAGAGUGUGGUGGCGACAGAUGCGGGUGGAAUGAGGGUGGUCAAAGGUGUUGGUGGGCCACACAAGGAAAGUCCGAUGCAUAUUGGGUUUAUUACAAUGGAACCAAAUAGCAUGUUCAUCCCACAAUAUCUUGACUCAAGCUUGAUCCUCUUUGUUGAACAAGGUGAGGCCAGAAUUGGGUCCAUCUUCAAAGAUGACUUUGUAGAACAAGAUCUGAAAGCUGGAGAUAUAUAUAGAAUCCAGUCUGGGUCAGUGUUCUAUUUGGUCAAUAGAGCCCAGGGUCAAAGGCUACACAUCAUCACCAGCAUUGAUACUGCUGAAAGCAAUGAUUGGCAUUCCUUCCAGGCAUAUUUCAUAGGUGGAGGAACAAAUCCAAAGUCGGUGCUUGCUGGGUUCGAUAUACAAACUAUCGCGACGGCUUUCAAUGUUUCAUCUGAUGUUGUCGGUGAGUUGCUUUCCAGCCGACAACAACAAGGGGCAAUAGUGUACUUGAGCCCUGAAGAUGUACCUCAAAAAGAACCAAGCACGUGGAAGAAGUUCUUGGACCUCGGUACAAAUGAGCGAAAAACACAGAUGAAGAAAUUGGUACAUGUGCCCCAGAAGGUUGAAGAAGAAAAACCAGCAUGGUCGUUUGGCGGAAUCUUUAAUUCUGUUUUUGGGAAUAAAAAGGAUAGCAGCGACAAGAAGUUGGGUUCGUACAAUAUCUAUGAUCGGAAGGCUGAUUUCAGAAAUGACUACGGUUGGAGUGUAGAGGUCAACGGAGAUGAUUAUGAACCACUAAAGUGGUCCGACUUUGCUGUCUAUCUUGUCAAUCUCACUGCGGGGUCGAUGAUGGCGCCACAUAUUAAUCCUUCAGCAAUAGAGUACGGUGUCGUAUUGAGUGGAACUGGGAACAUUCAAGUCGUGUUUCCGAAUGGAACUUUGGCUAUGGAUGCCGAAGUGACUGAAGGAGAUGUGUUUUGGAUACCACGCUACUUUGCCUUUUGUCAAGUAGCUUCAAGAACAGGUCCAUUUGUGUUUUUUGGGUUUACGACAUCUGCACAAUAUAACUACCCACAGUUCUUGGCGGGUCAAGGUUCUGUUCUACAAGCCAUGUUAAGCCCGGAGCUUGCAGCUGCAUUUGAUUUGAGUGAAAGUAGGAUGUCCGAGAUCAUCAAUGCUCAGAGUCAGUCCACCAUUUUUCCGUCAGCUUCUGCUUCACCAGGCGGCGGUGAUGAGGAAAUUCCAGAGGGUGAAGCUGAGGGUAGUGAGUUGUUGAUGAGGAAAAUGGGAUCUAAAAUAAGGAUGAAGAAGAGCAGUUUUGCCUACAACAUGGCAAUGGGAAUGAAUUAGUAGUAUCUUCACAAGUUUGUAACUAGUAUGUGUAGAAGGCCGAUGAUGCCGUUUUCAAAUCAUGUGUCUCUGUGUCGUUUGAAUUUAGUGAAUUGUGCUCGAGUUUUGUAUUUUA
This is a messenger RNA of Erigeron canadensis, 1876 nucleotides long. RefSeq names its product vicilin-like seed storage protein At2g28490. The coding region runs from base 1 to 1761 and encodes 586 amino acids. The transcript is spliced from 5 exons. The record is from RefSeq and is a predicted model, not a curated record. NCBI's taxonomy places the organism in Eukaryota, Viridiplantae, Streptophyta, Magnoliopsida, Asterales, Asteraceae.